This is a messenger RNA of Aspergillus ibericus CBS 121593, 4498 nucleotides long. Its product is annotated as phosphoribosylformylglycinamidine synthase. The transcript has a single exon. Lineage: Eukaryota; Fungi; Ascomycota; Eurotiomycetes; Eurotiales; Aspergillaceae. The record is from RefSeq and is a predicted model, not a curated record. Bases 171 to 4256 code for a protein of 1361 amino acids. Gene Ontology annotation, molecular function: phosphoribosylformylglycinamidine synthase activity. Gene Ontology annotation, biological process: 'de novo' IMP biosynthetic process.
CGGACGAGCAGCUCAACGCCCGUCGCUGUGCUCCCCAGUCAGUCGAACUCGCACUCUAGAGGUGUGUCUGUGACACCUCGACAAAGGGGACUUUAUUGUUCCUUGCUCUAUUGACACAAACGACUCGUUUCCCUUCCCUACCUCCCCCGCCGACCGAUUACCACUUCACAAUGGCCUCCGACUCCACGUACCUGGCCAUCCCGGGCUCCGUUGCCUUCUCCCACUCCCGUGGGCGUGCCAUUGCUGCUAGCAUUGGUGCACAGGAUGUCCGUGCCCAAUGGGUUCACUAUGUCCACCUCGCUCAGCCGUUGGACGCUCCCCAACAGGGUGUUUUGGAACAGCUUCUCCGCUACGGCGAUAUCACCGACAUCCCGCCCACCUUCAGCCCUGAAGACGGUCCUUCCGAUGUCUUCCAUGUCUUCCCUCGCACUGGUACCAUCUCCCCUUGGAGCUCCCAGGCUACCGGUAUCUCCCACGUUUGCGGCUUGCGCAAGUACGUCAAGCGCAUUGAGCGGGGUAUGAAGAUCUCCUGCCUUCGCUCAGGCUCUGGCGAGUACAAGGCAGGAUACCAGGAUACCUUGCACGAUCGGAUGACCCAGGUUCUCAGUGAGGAGGAGCCUGACCUGCACCUGAUGUUCUCCGAGCACAGCCCUCAGCCUCUCGAGACGAUUCCCCUGCACGGAAGUGGCAAAUCGCCCAAGGAGGUUCUCCAGGAGGCAAACAAGCGGCUCGGAUUGGCUCUUGAGGAGUCUGAAAUUGACUACUUGGCUGAAGCUUACGGUCCUAAUGGCCCUCUUGCCCGUGAUCCCACCGAUGUUGAGCUGUUCAUGUUUGCUCAGGUCAACUCCGAACACUGCCGUCAUAAGCAGUUCAACGCAUCAUGGGUUAUCGAUGGAAAGCAAAUGCCCAACAGUUUGUUUGCCAUGAUUCGCAACACUCAUAAGAAGCAUCCGGAGCACACUGUCAGUGCCUACAGUGAUAAUGCUGCCGUCCUUGAAGGAGAUGAAUCCGCUUUCUGGGCUCCCAACUCGGUCACUGGAGAAUGGAAUCACACCAAGGAAAUCGUUCAUUUCUUGGCUAAGGUCGAAACCCACAAUCAUCCUACCGCUGUUUCACCUUAUCCUGGUGCUGCCACUGGAUCCGGUGGUGAGAUCCGUGAUGAGGGCGCUGUGGGCCGGGGCUCGAAGCCCAAGGCCGGUCUCUCCGGCUACUGUGUCUCCGAUCUUCUCAUUCCUGAUCUGAAGCAACCUUGGGAGCUGGACGUUGGCAGGCCAAACCACAUCGCAAGCAGCUUGGAUAUCAUGUUGGAGGCACCCAUUGGAAGUGCUCAUUAUAACAACGAAUUUGGACGGCCCUGCAUUUCCGGUUACUUCCGUACCCUGUUGACUGAGAUUGAUGUUGGCAACGGCGAGACCGAGCUCCGCGGCUACCACAAGCCUAUCAUGAUUGCCGGUGGUGUGGGAACUGUCAGACCCGAGCACGCCAUCAAGAAGCCCGAGGUUGUCAAGCCCGGUGCCUUCCUCGUUGUGUUGGGUGGCCCUGCCAUGCUGAUUGGUCUCGGCGGUGGUGCUGCCUCCAGUAUCACCUCCGGUGAGGGAUCUGCAGACUUGGACUUUGCCAGUGUGCAAAGAGGAAACGCUGAAGUCCAGCGCAGGGCUCAGGAGGUUAUUAACGCGUGUACUGCCAUGGGGGAGAACAACCCCAUCAAGUUCAUCCAUGAUGUUGGUGCUGGAGGUCUUUCUAAUGCCCUUCCGGAACUGAUUCACGACUCUGGCCUGGGUGCCACGUUCGAACUCCGCGAAGUGGACAGCGCCGACAAGAGCAUGAGCCCUAUGCAGAUCUGGUGCUGUGAAGCGCAGGAGAGAUACGUCCUGGCAGUUGGCGAAGAAAGCAUGAACAAGUUCACCGCUAUUGCCAACCGUGAACGUUGCGGUUUCUCCGUCGUUGGCCGCGGAGGUGGAACUUCGGAGGAAGAAAAGAGACUCAUUCUCUUGGACAGGGAGUCUACUGAGUACCCCAGGCCCAUUGAUCUGCCCCUGUCCGUUCUUUUCGGAAAGCCCCCGAAGAUGACUAGGGUUGUGGAUUCCCGCAAGUUGAAGCUGCCCGCUGUGGACGCCAGUCUCACCACAUACCUCCCAUCCAUUGCGUCGAACAAUCUCGAGCUCAUCAGCGAAGCCGCGAACCGGGUCCUGUCUCUUCCUGCUGUCGGCUCUAAGUCCUUCCUUAUCACUAUCGGUGACAGGACAGUUGGUGGUCUCACUGCCCGUGACCAAAUGGUUGGCCGCUGGCAGACUCCCGUCUCAGAUGUUGCUGUCACUGCGACUUCGUUGGUCCAGGGUGUCAAGACCGGUGAGGCCAUGGCCAUGGGUGAGAAGCCGACUCUUGCAUUGAUCUCCCCCGCUGCGUCCGCACGCAUGGCAGUUGCGGAAUCUCUGAUGAACAUUGCCGCCUCCGACCUGGUCGACCGCCUGAGCCGUGUGAAGCUUUCCGCCAAUUGGAUGUCGGCCAGCAGCCAUCCCGGAGAGGGCGCUGCCAUCUACGAGGCUGUUGAGGCUAUUGGCAUGGACCUCUGCCCCAAGCUUGGCAUCAGCAUUCCCGUUGGUAAGGACUCCAUGUCCAUGAAGAUGAAGUGGAAGGACGAGGCCUCUCAAGAGGCAAAGGAGGUUACUGCUCCCAUGUCUCUUGUCAUCACUGCCUUUGCUCCUGUCGGAAACUUCCGGAAGACUUGGACUCCUGCCCUCCGUCGUCCCGAGGAGGUCGGCGAAACUGUUCUCAUGUUCGUCGAUCUUUCCUUCGGUCGGAAGACUCUGGGUGGCUCUGCCCUUGCUCAAGUCUUCAAGCAGGUCGGUGAUGAAUGCCCUGAUGUGCGUGAUGUGGAGAUCUUCAAGGAUUUCUUUGAUGCCACCCAGCAGCUGCAAGACGCCGGCAUUGUUCUCGCCUACCAUGACCGCUCCGACGGUGGUCUGUUCACCACCCUCGCCGAAAUGAUGUUUGCCGGCCGCUGUGGUGUUGAGAUUAUGCUCGACAACAUCUGCUCCAGCUCAAGCACUAAGGAUGUGGUGGAGACUCUCUUCACCGAAGAGUUGGGUGCCGUUUUCCAGGUCCGCAAGGAGCACGAGAUCCAGUUCCGCUCUUGCUUCGCCACCUGCGGCCCUCCGGCUGGUCUGAUCCACAAGAUUGGACGGGUGUCUGAGAAGGCCAAGAAGAACCUCACCAUCUACCACAAGCACACCUUGCUGUACCGCAACAGCCGCUCCAACCUCCAGCAGACUUGGGCUACCACCUCUUACCACAUGCAGAAGAUGCGUGACAAUGCCGCUUGCGCUGACCAGGAGUUUGCCAGCAUCCUUGACGAUGCCGAUCCGGGUUUGUCUUGGAACCUUACCUUCGACCCGAAGGAUAAGGCCAUGCCGCUGCUGACCAGCUUGACUUCCCUGUCUCCCUUCAGCAACAAGCCCCGUGUCGCCAUCCUUCGUGAACAGGGUGUCAACAGUCAAGCCGAGAUGGCGUUUGCUUUCAACACGGCUGGCUUCUCUGCCGUUGAUGUUCACAUGACUGAUAUCAUCUCUGGUCGUGUUUCCCUCUCCAGCUUCGUUGGUCUUGCUGCCUGCGGUGGUUUCUCGUACGGUGACGUCCUUGGUGCCGGUCAGGGCUGGGCCAAGUCCGUCUUGCUGCACGACAACACCCGCAAUGAGUUCCAGUCUUUCUUCCAGCGUCCUGACACUUUCUCUCUUGGUGUCUGCAAUGGUUGCCAGUUCCUUUCUCGUCUUAAGGAACUGAUCCCUGGCGCUCAAAACUGGCCCAGCUUCGAACGGAACGCCAGCGAACAGUACGAAGGUCGUGUGGUUAUGGCCCGUAUCUCCGAUUCCGAUUCUUCUCGCCCCAGCGUUUUCCUUCACGGCAUGAAUGGCUCCUCCCUUCCUAUUGUCGUCGCCCACGGAGAAGGUCGCGCCUCGUUUGCUCCGGCUUCCGGCACCACCGCUCAGUCAUUUGUCAGCGAAGGCCUGGCUGCCGUUCAAUACGUUGACAAUGCCACCCUCAAGCCAACCAUGAAGUACCCUGCCAACCCCAACGGCAGUCCCGAGGGUAUUGCGGGUAUCCGCAGCGCCGACGGCCGUGUCUUGGCCAUCAUGCCUCACCCCGAGCGCACUGUCCUGGGUGGCAUUGCCAGCUACCUGCCUACCAAGGCCGAGGAGUGGGGUGACAUCGGUCCUUGGGGCCGUGUCUUCUACAGCGCCAGAAGAUGGGUCGGUUAAAAUGUGGAUAAUAAUUACUUCACUUGUUCUCUUUAUUUCAAAAAUAUGUGGUUUAGUCCACCAUUUACGUUAGCUGAAAAAAAUACGCGCCGGGCCGUGGCACAUGUUAUUGUUUUUUUACGAUAUAAAUACAUUGUUAACAUCUUCUUCCUUUUUUUGAUCUGAUGCAUAAUGAUGACAUGUUGAAAUAUCAAAGUUCCUUUGCAGAUACUAUACUUACAGAAUGGGAACCAAUAUGCGAA